Rhizoctonia solani is the source of this 435-nucleotide messenger RNA. RefSeq lists its product as uncharacterized. The record is from RefSeq and is a predicted model, not a curated record. The coding region runs from base 1 to 435 and encodes 144 amino acids. Lineage: Eukaryota; Fungi; Basidiomycota; Agaricomycetes; Cantharellales; Ceratobasidiaceae. The transcript has a single exon.
AUGGAACCAGAGCCAUCCCCUGCCGCUCUCCUUGAGGCUAUCACAGCCCUCACAGCCACAGCUGGGUCCCUGCAGGACCAAAUCCGCGCCCAGAGCCAACAAAUCACCAAGCUUAGGGCCAUAUGCAAGGAAACAGCAGACCUCCUUGGGGAUAAGGAUCAAGGAGCCCCCCAAACCCAGCCUGGCCCAUCAAUUGGGCCUAUCACCCCUCCUACCCACUCAGGAGGGGAAGUCCACACUCCAGGCACGGUUAGGCCUGGACUCAAGGCCCCGUUUUGCCCCUCUAGAGGAACGGGUUAUGACUCAGAAGAGGAAGAACCCAAGCAAGCCCCAAAGAAAGAGCCUUGCGGAACGCCUAGGAGCUUAAGCUCACUCACCCUGUUCGAUUCAGGGUCCAGCGUAAAGCGGCCCAAAAUGGAACCCCAACCCAUAUAA